AUGGAGUACGACUACGACGUCUUCACCAUCGGCGGCGGCUCCGGCGGCGUCCGCGCCGCGCGCAUGAGCUCCACCGCGGGCGCGAAAGUCGGCCUCGUGGAGCUGCCGUACGCCGCGAUAUCCUCCGCGACCGCCGGCGGACUGGGCGGCACGUGCGUCAUUCGCGGAUGCGUGCCGAAGAAACUCCUCGUGUACGGCGCCGCGUUCGAGGCGGAAUUCCGCGACGCCGUCGGGUUCGGGUGGGACCACGGCGAGAGCGCGCCGACGUUCUCCUGGGAGCGGCUCAUCGCCGCGAAGACGACGGAGAUCGAGCGGCUGAACGGCAUCUACGGCCGCAUCCUCGACAACGCGGGCGUGGACAAAUUCGAAGGCGUCGGCAAGGUCACCGGCCCGCACGAGGUCACCGUCACCACCGUCGACGGCGUCGCGACCAAGUACAGCGCGAAGACGAUCCUCCUCGCCCCCGGCGGCAGGGCGUGGUACCCCUCGAUCCCCGGCGCGGACCUCGGGAUCACCUCCGACGAGGCGCUCGCGUUUGAGAAGCAACCGAAACGCGUCCUCGUGAUCGGCGGAGGGUACAUCGCCGUCGAGUUCGCGGGCAUCUUCGCGGGUUUGGGCUCCGACGUGGAGAUCAUGUACCGCGCGGACCUCCCGCUGCGAGGGUUCGACGAGGAGGUGCGGCAGACGGUCGCGAACAACCUCGAGGGCCGCGGGAUCGUCGUCCGCGACGGCGUCAACCCGUUGAAGAUAUCGAAGAACGACGACGGGUCUCUCUCCGUGGAGACGGACGCCGCGGGCGUGAUCGAGACCGACUGCGUGAUGUGGGCGACCGGCCGCGUCCCGAACACGGACCGCCCGGAUCUCGGCCUGAAGGAGAUCGGCGUCGAGCUCGACGCGAAGGGCGCGGUCGUCGUCGACGAGUACUCCAAGACCACCGUCGACUCCAUCUACGCGGUGGGAGACGUCACGAACCGGGUGAACCUCACCCCGGUGGCGCUCAUGGAGGGCAUGGCGUUCAAGGACACGGUCGUGCGCGGGAUUCCGACGAAGCCGGACUACGAGAACAUUCCGAGCGCGGUGUUCUGCCAGCCCCCGGUCGCGACCGUGGGGAUGACGGAGGCGCAGGCGAUCGCCGCGGGCCACACGUGCGACGUGUACACGUCGACGUUUACGCCGAUGAAAAUUUCCCUCGCCGGGAGAGUCGAGAAGGCGUUCAUGAAGCUCAUCGUGGACGUGGACACGGACAAGGUCAUCGGGUGCCACAUGGUCGGCCCGGACUCCGCGGAGAUCAUGCAAGGGUUGGGCAUCGCGCUGAAGUGCGGCGCGACGAAGAAGCAGUUCGACUCGUGCGUCGGGAUUCAUCCGUCGAGCGCGGAGGAGUUUGUCACGAUGCGGGACGCGACGAGGCGGGUGGGGCCCAACGCGGAGAAGAAGUGAAAGCGAAGCGACGCGAUGUUUUUGAAGCGCGACGCGACGCGACGCGACGCGACUGACGCGACGCCGUCGAAAGGCGCGGCGUCGCGUCGGUCGACGACGCGGCGAUGUCAUACAGAAGUACUUUCGUACUCGCGCGCGCGCUCCGCGAUUAAUACCUUCAUCGCUCGUCCAGGAUCUUGCCCGCGCGGAGGUCGUACCGCGCGUCGCUGUCGCGCAGCCCGUCGUCGCGGAACUUCCCGGACGCGACCGCGGAGGCGAACGGCCCCCAGACCGAUUCGGCGCGCGCGGCUCCCUCGGGUUUCCCCCCUCCCUCCGCUUCGCCGUUUGCGUUCACUUUCACUCUCACGCGGAAACGCAUCUCGAUCGAGCACCGCGCGCGGUGAAACGGCUGCCGCCCUUUCUUGUCCGUGUUUCUCAGCGCUUUCGUGUCCGCCUCGUCCUCGUCCCACGUCCCGGCGCCGUGCCACAGGUCGAACGAGUCGAACACCAUCGCGGGGCCCGUCACGAACGCGUGCGCGUCCGACGGCGACAACUCUGGGAACUCAAACGUUUCCAACUCUUCCUCCGUGAACGCUUCUCCUCCUUCUUUACCUCCUCCCUCUUUUCCUCCUUCUCCGCCGCCGCUGCCUUGCCACAGCGGCCGAAGCAGCCGGUUCGUCCCCGGGAUCCACGUCUUCGGAUCCAACGGGUUGAUCCCGCGGACGUUGUACUCUUUCUCCGCGGCGUCUUCACGCAUCUCCAACUUUCUCUUCACGAACCCCCACUCUCUCUCGCCGCCGUCCCGGGGUAAACACACGAGCAACGGCGACUGCCAGACUUGCCCGCUCGGGUCGAUCGCGCUCCGCGCGAUCCACACGUUCACGAAGCGGUACGCGUACGUCUCGCGUUCUGGCAUCGCCAGCUCCGUCCACCCCGGCC
Messenger RNA from Micromonas pusilla CCMP1545, 2355 nucleotides. RefSeq lists its product as uncharacterized. Bases 1 to 1437 code for a protein of 478 amino acids. Gene Ontology annotation, molecular function: flavin adenine dinucleotide binding; glutathione-disulfide reductase (NADPH) activity; NADP binding. Gene Ontology annotation, cellular component: mitochondrion; cytosol. The record is from RefSeq and is a predicted model, not a curated record. The transcript is spliced from 2 exons. Gene Ontology annotation, biological process: glutathione metabolic process; cellular response to oxidative stress; cell redox homeostasis. Lineage: Eukaryota; Viridiplantae; Chlorophyta; Mamiellophyceae; Mamiellales; Mamiellaceae.